This is a messenger RNA of Sordaria macrospora k-hell, 1599 nucleotides long. RefSeq lists its product as uncharacterized. Gene Ontology annotation, molecular function: FAD binding; Delta24(24-1) sterol reductase activity. Gene Ontology annotation, biological process: steroid metabolic process. The record is from RefSeq and is a predicted model, not a curated record. Gene Ontology annotation, cellular component: cytoplasm; membrane. Lineage: Eukaryota; Fungi; Ascomycota; Sordariomycetes; Sordariales; Sordariaceae.
AUGACCGGCGCCAACACCAUCGCCGCCGCCCUCGAGCGCCACGCCACAACCGUAACCCGCCUCUCCUCCCAAAUCUCCUCCUUCUACGCCUCCCGCCUUCCCUACCGCAUCUUCCACGGCUCCACCAACUCGACGCGCCCACCCACGCAAAAGGGUAACACCAAAUUCGUCGACAUCUCUUCUCUCAACAAUGUCCUUUCAGUAGACAAGACCACCAAGACGGCGCUGGUAGAGCCCAACGUGCCCAUGGAUAAGCUUGUGGAAGCCACGUUGCCGCAUGGACUUGUCCCGCCUAUCAUCAUGGAAUUUCCUGGUAUCACGGCCGGUGGAGGUUUCGCUGGAACCGCAGGAGAGUCUAGUUCUUUCAGACAUGGGUUUUUUGAUGAUACGGUUAGGGAGGUGGAGAUGGUUCUUGGUGACGGCGAGGUUGUCAAAGUGAGGAAUCCGGAUAUCGCCAAAGCCGAGGCGAAGGGUGCAGCCGUGGAGGUUGAAAAGGGGGAUUUGUUCAGAGGAGCAGCUGGUGCGGUCGGUACCCUUGGCACCACCACCCUUUUGGAAGUCCAGUUGAUGGAAGCCAAGAAGUACGUCAAGACAGAGUACAAGCGCGCCAGCAGCGUCGCCGAAGCAAUCCGCAUGGUCCGCGAAGAAACCCAGAAGGGGGAUAACGACUACGUAGACGGCAUCCUCUUCAGCAAAGACCACGGCGUGGUGGUCACGGGAAAACUCGUCAACGAGUUGCCUUCGGAUCUCGCCAAGCCGCAAACCUUCAGCGGAGCCUGGGACCCGUGGUUCUAUCUGCACUGUCAAGAGAAGACCCUCACUUCUGAGAAGGCGACAGACUACGUCCCCCUAGCCGAGUACCUCUUCCGCUACGACCGGGGCGGAUUCUGGGUCGGCGCCGCCGCCUUCCAGUACUUCUCCUGGGUCCCCUUCAACCGCCUCACGCGCUGGUUUCUCGACGACUUUUUGCACACCCGCAUGAUGUACCGCGCCUUGCACGGCUCGGGCGAGUCCGCGCGGUUCGUGGUGCAAGACAUCGCCAUGCCCUUUGAGACGUCGGAGGAAUUUGUCAACUACACCUCUUCUUCUCUCGGUAUCUGGCCCCUGUGGCUCUGUCCCCUGAAGCGUCGCGCGCCGCCUACUUUCCACCCGCACACCACGCGCCCUGGCACCUCCCUUGGUCCUGCCGACGAAAGCAAGCAAGAUAGCAUGAUGCUCAACAUCGGCGUGUGGGGAUGGGGUCCCGACAAGCCUGCCGAGUUUGUGGCCAAGAACAUCGAGCUGGAAGAAAAAGUGCACGAACUGGGCGGCAUGAAGUGGUUUUAUGCGCACACUUACUAUCAACAAGAAAAGUUCUGGAAGAUGUACGGGGGCAAGGCGUGGUAUGAUGCGCUACGGAAGAAAUAUAAUGCUGAACAUCUGCCGACGGUGUGGGAUAAGAUCCAUGUGGACGCCGAUAAGGCGGGCAAGAAGCAGAGACAUUGGUUGUUGGCUACGAAGCCGGUUGGUGGGUUUUAUGGCAUUUGGAAGAGUAUCCAGAGCAAGGAUUAUUUCUUGCAUAGGAAGGCGGAGUGGAAGUGGAAGGAGAAGGGAGAGUAA